AUGCAGCUCAAGUCUUUCACGUGUGCGGUAUUGCCGCUAUUUCUGAAUCUUGCCAGCGGCUCUCCUGACAGUCGUAUCGCAAGAUGCCUUAAAGCACACACAGGCUCUAGCUCGGCGGCUAACUUCAGCAACAAUGUGUACAAGACCGGCUUCGAUGGUGUGACCUGGGACGAAGACAAUUGGCUUCUGAGCUCAACCAAUUUGGAACAGGGUCGCUUUGAAUCUCGAGGAUCCGUAGCGAACGGAUAUUUGGGUAUCAAUGUUGCCAGUGCUGGCCCUUUUUUUGAGAUUGAUAGUGACGAUAGCAUCAACGGCUGGCCACUUUUCUCUAGACGCCAGUCCUUUGCAACGAUUAGUGGGUUCUUUGACUCGCAGCCUACCACAAGAAGCUCCAACUUUCCCUGGUUGUCCCAGUAUGGAGGUGACAGUGUGAUCAGUGGUGUUCCCCAUUGGGCUGGCAUCAUUUUGGAUGUUGGUGAUGAUACCUAUUUGGAUGCGAAUGUCGACAAUAAGACUAUUGCCAAUUUCCGAACCACAUAUGACUUUAAAGCAGGAAUCUUGGUCUGGUCUUACAAAUGGACUCCUCGGGGCAACAAGGGAUCAUACCAGAUUACCUAUCGUCUUCUCACCCACAAACUGUACGUCAAUCAGGCUAUGGUCGAAAUGGAGAUUAUCCCGACCAUGGGAUCGAAUGCGACCAUCGUUAAUGUGAUCGAUGGAGCUUCUGCAGUGCGCACGGACUGUGUGGAGAUCGGGGAAGACAAUGGUGCAAUCUUCUCGGCAGUACGACCGAAUGGGAUGGCUAAUGUCACAGCUUAUGUCUACGCAAACCUCACUGGGUCACCAAAUGUGAAUCUUUCUUCCCAGAGGAUUGUGUCCGACAAGCCAUAUGUCCACUCCCACAACUCGUCUAUUGCGCAGGCCGUGGAUGUGAACUUCAAACCUGGUCAGGUAGUCCGUGUCAUCAAAUAUGUCGGAGGUGCCUCUACAGAUGCCUUUGAUGAUCCGAAACAAACAGCUAAGGAGGUAGUCUCUGCCGCGAUGAGCAAUGGCUAUGUCAAGUCUCUUGGAACCCAUAUUGCUGAAUGGGAAAAACUUAUGCCCGAAUCUUCUGUUGACCACUACGCGUUCCCCAACGGGACCUUGCCUGCGGAUAGCCACAUUAUUGAUUCAGCAGUAAUCUCUGUGGCCAACACUUACUACUUGCUCCAGAAUACUGUUGGCAAGAAUGGAGUCAAGGAAGCCGCGGGAGCACCGGUAAAUGUGGACAGCAUUUCAGUUGGUGGCCUGACCUCUGACUCCUACGGUGGCCAAAUCUUCUGGGAUGCGGAUGUAUGGAUGCAACCUGGUCUUGUUGCCUCUCACCCAGAAGCGUCUGAGCGGUUCACCAAUUACCGUGUGGCGAGGUAUGCCCAAGCACAGGAGAAUAUGAAGACUGCUUUCAGUGGUUCCAAGAACAAGACACAUUUCAGCCCAUCGGCUGCAAUUUUCCCUUGGACCAGUGGCCGUUUUGGCAACUGUACGGCCACUGGCGCCUGCUGGGACUACGAGUAUCACCUGAACGGAGACAUUGGAAUUUCCAUGGUGAACCAAUGGGUUACAAGUGGUAAUACAAAGCUAUUUAAACAAGAACAUUUCCCAAUCUACGAUUCAGUGGCUACUCUCUAUGCGGACCUGCUGGUUCGAAACGGAUCUUAUUGGACACUGACCAACAUGACUGAUCCCGAUGAGUAUGCCAACCACGUUGAUGCGGGUGGCUUCACAAUGCCGCUUAUUGCUGAGACCCUCCGACAUGCCAACCUCUUCCGUCAGCAAUUCGGACUCGAAGAAAAUGCUACCUGGGAUGAAAUGGCUGACAAUGUCUUGGUGCUCCGUGAAAACGAGAUCACUCUUGAGUUCACUACUAUGAAUGGAAGCGCUGCGGUAAAGCAAGCUGAUGUGGUUAUGGUCACAUAUCCCUUGGGUUAUACUUCAAACUAUACCAGCCAAGAUUCGUUGAAUGAUCUGGACUAUUAUGCAGCCAAACAAUCUGCUGAUGGCCCUGCCAUGACCUGGGCCAUAUUUGCUGUCGUCGCAAGUGAAAUGGCGCCUUCUGGCUGCUCAGCAUACACAUAUGCGCAGUACUCAUAUAAGCCUUACACCCGCGCGCCAUUCUUCCAACUGUCGGAGCAGAUGGUGGAUAACGCUACCAUCAAUGGAGGCACGCACCCGGCAUAUCCAUUCCUGACUGGCCACGGUGGUGCAAAUCAGGUUGCCCUAUAUGGUUAUCUUGGAUUGCGAUUAGUAUCGGAUGACAUUCUUCACGUGGAUCCAAAUUUGCCUCCACAGAUCCCAUAUCUGAAGUAUCGUACCUUCUACUGGCGGGGGUGGCCUAUCGAGGCGUGGUCAAACUACACACACACGACCAUCAGCCAUGCCACAGGUAUUCCCCCACUGGAAACCGCCGAUAAGCGAUUCGCCAACAAAACAAUCACGAUCAACUCUGGCUCAGAAGUCGAUGCUACCAUUUAUCACCUUCCCCUCAAGGGUUCUGUUGUCCUUCCCAACCGACAGAGUGGAUCAGAGAACACAGUGGCAGGCAAUCUCGUGCAGUGCCAGGCUGUUUCUUCUUCAGAUGCAUUUGAACCCGGCCAAUUCCCUAUUUCCGCAGUAGAUGGCGCAGCCUCGACGAAAUGGCAACCAUCACUGGCCGCUGAGGUAAACUCCGUGACAGUUUCUUUCGAAGAUGAGGUCGGCGCUAUGGUAUCAGGCUUCUACUUCGAUUGGGCGCAGGCGCCCCCAGUCAAUGCGACAGUGAUCUUCCACAAUAAGACACUGCAAGAUCCCGCAAGGGCGCUUUCCGCUCAAAGCUCGGACUACACAGUUGUCCACAAACUGACAAAUAUCAUUCAAUCAAAUCCAUAUGAUUCUGAGACCACAGACCUCGAUGUCGUUGCCAUUCCUACCGGAAACACAACAAAUGUGACUUUGUCAUCACCCGUACGAGCAGCACGCUAUGCGUCUUUGCUUAUUGUGGGAAACCAAGCACUUGACUCUGUUGAUGUCGAGGCCAAAAAUGGCACUGGCGCCACUGUUGCUGAAUGGGCGAUUCUCGGGCGAGAAAAGAUGCGCUCUGAUUCCUCAGGCCUCAAGUCUGCCAAUAAGAAGAUGAAAGUGCGUGCAGCAGCAGCUCUAUCCGAUAGGAACACCUCAAGGCGUCGACGUUGGUAG
Messenger RNA from Penicillium vulpinum, 3210 nucleotides. It is a transcript of the gene treA, whose product is annotated as alpha,alpha-trehalase treA. The transcript has 4 exons. Lineage: Eukaryota; Fungi; Ascomycota; Eurotiomycetes; Eurotiales; Aspergillaceae. Gene Ontology annotation, biological process: trehalose catabolic process. The record is from RefSeq and is a predicted model, not a curated record. Gene Ontology annotation, cellular component: fungal-type cell wall. The coding region runs from base 1 to 3210 and encodes 1069 amino acids. Gene Ontology annotation, molecular function: carbohydrate binding; alpha,alpha-trehalase activity.